Toxotes jaculatrix (banded archerfish) is the source of this 1954-nucleotide messenger RNA. Its product is annotated as pepsin A-like. Lineage: Eukaryota; Metazoa; Chordata; Actinopteri; Toxotidae. Gene Ontology annotation, biological process: proteolysis. Gene Ontology annotation, molecular function: aspartic-type endopeptidase activity. The record is from RefSeq and is a predicted model, not a curated record. The transcript has 9 exons. The coding region runs from base 62 to 1189 and encodes 375 amino acids.
UCUGUAUAAAAACACCUCACCUGCCUGUGUGUGAGAACUUUAUUGGAUCAUUUUGGAAAUAAUGAAGUCUGCCCUUGUUCUGCUGGCCUUUUUGGCUGUCUCACAGGGUCUUCUCAGGAUUCCCUUGAGGAGGGGGAAGUCGGCCAGGCAGCUGCUGGAGGAGAGAGGCCUGUUUGAGGAGUACAGGAGGAAGUUUCCAUACAACCCUGCUGCAAAGUUUCUCCCCAGGAAUGAGGAGAGUGUGGUGCCCAUGACCUUUGACCCAGAUACAACAUACUAUGGUGUGAUCGGCAUCGGGACUCCACCUCAGUUCUUUAAAGUUCUCUUUGACACUGGCUCCUCUGACCUGUGGGUUCCCUCUAUACGCUGCACCAGCUCAGCUUGUGACAGCCAUGCAAAGUUCAACAGCUCAGCAUCCUCCACUUUUCAGGCCGACACAAAAACUUUCUACAUCUCAUACAACAGUGGAUUCGCAGCAGGAAGUACAGGGUAUGACACCAUAAAGAUAAGCGAUAUCUACGUGGAGCACCAGGUACUUGGUCUCACUGAAACAGAGGCAGCUUUCCUGGGAUCUGUGCCCUGGGAUGGGAUUCUUGGUCUGGCCUUCCCUGACAUGUCCCUUGAAGGAGGGACACCUAUUUUUGACAACAUGUGGAACCAGGGCAAAAUCCCCCAGAACAUCUUCUCCAUUUACCUGAGCAGUUCUGUAGAGGGCAGUAUGCUGAUUCUGGGAGGAACAGAUCCCUCAUAUUAUACUGGAAUCAUCAACUGGGUCCCUCUGUAUCAUGCCACUAACUUUUGGAACAUCCAAAUACAAAGCAUCACCAUUAAUGGGAACACUGUUGCGUGCUCUGGAAGCUGUGAGGCAGUAGUGGACUCUGGCACUUCUGUAAUCAUCGGCCCGAGCAACGACAUUAACAACAUCAACGGCUGGUUGGGAGCCUCCGCAAACGAGUAUGGUGAUGCUUCUGUCAGUUGCAGUAACAUGAACCUCAUGCCAGACAUUGUGUUCAACAUAAACGGCUACAGCUUCUCUCUUCCUCCAUCGGCAUAUAUCAUGAAGUCUGCGUCUGGAUGCAGGACAGGGUUUGCACCUGGCACCUGGAUCCUGGGUGAGGUCUUCAUGCGGCAGUUCUACACUGCCUUCGACGUCAGCAACAACAUGGUGGGCUUUGCUCAGGCCGUGUGAAUACAUAAAUGAGGAGAUGGGUCUGGAGGCUGUGGUCUUUGCCACCCUGAAAAAGAGCCUGAGAUAUUUAGGAAAUAAUUGACUUUAUUUUUAUAACCAAGAUUCACUGUAAAACAAAUUCUCCUGUAAAAAAAAAAAAAAGAAAAGAAAAAAAAGAAAAUAGAAAUGAAAUUAAUAAAAGGUGGCCUUUUAGACCUUUAAGUCAGUAUGUGUUGGUUGUUAAGGAGGAAUUCAAGUAUUCAAAUGCUUGUAAAGUCUUCCUAGAAUAUUCUGUUUGUGCUAAAAUAAAAUAUUAUGCUCCACCAUGUAUCAGGGUUUCAGUGGCCGCUAGAUGGCAGAAGUUUCACUAAACUGCAUAUUCAGACUCUUCACCAUUCAUGUGAUUCUCCUGGGAGGGGCCUGAGGAGAGGAUGAGUCAUCUUACUUAGAAUUCAGUCUUUGAAACACAGAACCAAAUGCCAGUCAUUCAUUGUGAGCAGCCGCUGACUUACAUUCGUGCCAUGUGCGUCUGUGAUGUUCGGUGAUCUGAGAUUUUCUUUAGGCUGCAGCAUUUGUUCUAAUUAUAAUCUGUGAUUUAAUAUCCAAAGGGGAUGUGUCAUUCAGCUCUUUUCCAUGUAAACACGUGCAUCGACACAGAGAUCAGCUAUCAUUAACCCUCUCUUGCCUCCCGUGAACGCUUUUAUUUGAGCAAUUGUUUCCCAUUCCUUUUAAUAAUGAAAUACUUUUAAACUGAAUUCAUCACUGCAUUGUUGUACUGCAAUUAAA